CUUCGGCAGUCGCAUAAACACAACGCAUCCGAUAUGCAACGGAACGCAUUUUCGGACGCGGCCCGAGUCGUUCCGAGGUGUAGCGUCCGACGAUCGCGUAUAUCAAUCAUAAUAAACAGUAACAACAAAAACAUUUUUGUUAUUAAAUUUAUGUUGAGUUAAAUGCAAAACAAAAGCAAAAACAAAAUACAACAAGUAAAAGUGCAAUCUAUUAACAAAAACAAAAAGGUUAAUAACAACAACAAAAACUAGCAAAAAUAAUUAAAAAAGUAGCAGUUACUUUUGAAUUAUUUUAAAUGCUGCAUAAAUAUUAAAUGUUAUGUUAAAACAUAUCACCAAAUACAACAAAUUAUAAUUAUAAUAAUUAAUACACCCACAACAAUAACAAACGGGCAACUGUCAAAAUUAAAAAAAAAACAACAACAACAACAAAAACAAACACAACAAUUACCGCUGUCUGCAAAUUGAACAUAAAGAUGAAAUAACAACAACAACAACAACAACUACAACUAGAGAAAAAAGAAAAGCUGAAACCGUUUCAUUUUUUACGGUGCAUAUUAUUUACUUUGUGCGCCACACUAAAAAAAAAAUAAAGAAGGAAAAUACCAGCCAGCCAACAGUCCAAAAAAUACAUAGCAUCAAAAAAUCUGCAACAACAACAGCAACAACAAUAACAAUAAUAAUUGCCUGCAUUUGGCCUUUUGUGCGCGCACCUAAAAAAAAACGAGAAUUUAAAUUGUAUAUAGGCACUACAUAUAAAAAGAAAAAUUAUUUGCUUAUAUACACUAUAUAAAUGUAUUGUAUGCGCUGUUCAGCAACACCAACUGCAACACCAACAACAACAACAGCAACAACUACAACAAGAGCAGCAGCAACAACAUCGGCCGCAGCAGCCGAGACACAAUUACAGCAAAACGCCCCAACAACUCCGAGAGCCCAGCGCUGACUACCGUGCCACGUCCAGCGUGGCUGUAAAUUGCUGUUGUUGUUGCUUUAUUUACAUUUUUGUAUUUUUUACAUCGACUGCGCAGUCAACGUGAGUGGCAGCAGCAGCAUCGACAGCAGCAUCAACUGCGGCCGCAUCCACAUCAAUUUGGCUUUUGGGCAAAAGUAAUUUAAGAAAAAUAUAUGUGAUGCUAUGCACAUCAGCAGCUAUGAAUUAUGCUUAGAACGCGUCGCUGAGGAAUUCAUGGGUCGCAGGAAAUGGAAACAUUAUCAAGAUCAACUGACGCGCAACCAAUUGAAUAUCGCAGAGCAACAGCCCAUAUCAAUAACGACAGAAGCAGAAGACAGCAAACACAAACAGAGCCACUGCGAGCCACUGAACCACCGUUUAGCGCAGCCCAACGGCCAACAUUUCAACAACAACAACAGCAACAACAACAACGGACCGCUGCCAUUUGAAAGCGAUUUUGACAACAACCACACAUCACAAGACCACGACUCAAGUGCAACAUCACGUAGCUCAGGCUCACCGUCACCACCGCCAGAACCCAACGAUUGGACACCGUCUGAUAAGUGCAAUUUCUGUGUUAACGGUCGCUUGCUAACGGUAAACGCCAAAGGCGAAUUGGUGGCCGAAACAACGGCAAUCGCGUCCAGCAACAACAACAACAACAACAUCAUCAACAACGGCACAGCUGUGCAGCAGCACGACAGCGACAGCAAUUCGAGCGCAUCGCUGCACAAUAGCAGCAGAAAUAACAACAACAUUAACAACAACAACAACAAGCAUAGAGCACGCAACGCCGCUAACGCCGCCACGACGUCAUCGUCAACAACUUCUAUAGAACUUUACAAGCUGCUCACCCAGCAAGCAACUGAAAUGACAUCGAUGGACUCGAUGGCCGCCAAGCUGGCCCAGUUCACCAUGAUGGCCGAUUUCAAUUUGAUGAACACGCUGGCCAAUCAACAACAUGCUAACUCGGUAACACCAACUACCUCGGAAUUAUCAGCCGCCGCUGGCAGUCCCACACUCAAGGAUACGCCCAGUCCGAAUGCAGAUGCACCAUUGGAUCUAAGCAGCAAGCCAUCGCCAAAUUCAUCGAUCAGCGGCGACAUAAAGACAGCCAGAGCUCUGUCGGACUGCGCCACGCCCCUAGCAGCGGCACGCCACACGUACAGCAACGAGGAUUUGAAUAGCGUGCUGCAGGAUGUGCUGGUCAAUAAGCUGGGCACGCGCAAAGCGGCCAGCCAGUACCAAGCGCAGCGCACCAUGCUGCGCAAAAAGCAGUGCAAAAUGUCCUUAGACGGCAAAAGGACGAACGUGCCAACGCCGCCAGAGCUGCAGCAGCAGCUGCAGCACGAACUGGAUCUGGACGAGCAGGAUGAAUCCGGCGAGGAGGCUGGCGAAGGCGAUAGCAAUGCGUCGACGCCAGCGCCUGGCUUUAAUGAAAUCGCCCAACGCAUUGUAGCCACUGAUCAUCUGUGCAAGCUGACCAGCAUAUCCGAGCACAAUGGCAGCGAGCUGGGCGACGAGCUGGAAUCAGUUAUGUCGCCAAAGCCGACGCGUUCACAGAGCGGCGGCACACCAACUGGACACAUACCAGCUGCAGCUGCUGCAACAGCUGGCGGCAAUGCCGCUGGACUGCCCAUGCCCAUCGAUGCACGUGUCCUGUUGCAUACACUAAUGCUGGCAGCGGGCAUUGGCGCCAUGCCCAAGCUGGACGAGACGCAGACGCUGGGUGACCUGUUCAAAACGCUGCUGAUGGCCAACAGUGGCGGCAUCAUGAGCGAGGCGCUCGCCGGCGUUGUGGCGCCCGGCCUCGAGAGUAACGGCAGCGUCUCGUUGCUGCAACAGCAGCAACAGCAGCAGCAGCAGCAGCUAAAUAGUGUUGCUGCAGUUGCCGCCUAUCGCCGGCACCUACCAAAGUCUGAAACGCCUGAGACCAGCUCCUCGUUGGAUGCCAAUGAGGCAUGCGAGGAUCCCAUACUGAAGAUUCCGUCCUUCAAGGUCAGCGGUGCGCCCAGCGUCUCGCCCACGCUGCAUUGCAGCAGCAGCAGCAGCAACAACAAAAACAACAACCACAACUCAAACAGCAGCAGCAACCGCAACGGCGGCGGCGAUCACAGUCCACACUCCGCCUCACCAAUGCUUGCAGCAGCUGUAGCCGCCGUCGCGGCCAACAACAGCUACAGGCAGAACAGCAGCAACAGCAGCGGCAAUUUGCUGUCGUCAUCGGCAACAUCGAUACAGAAGAUGAUGGCCAACACCAUACAGCGCAAGAUCAACGAGCAGAGCAGCCAGGACAGCCUGUUGGGUCUGGAUAAGCGCAACAAUGGCAACACAAGCGGCAGCGAGUGCAGCAGCAGCGGUGGCGGCGGUGGUGGUGGUGGCGGUGGCAGCGGCAACGUCGGCAGAAAGCCCAGCAUAUCGGUGGCAAAAAUUAUUGGCGGCACAGACACCUCACGCUUCGGUGCCUCACCUAAUCUGCUCGCCCAGCAACAUCACAGCCAUCUGAGCGCCCAUCAUGCCCACCAGCAUCAGCACCAGCAUCAGCAACUCAGUGCACAGGAUGCCGCUGCACUGGCCGCCGGCAAGGGCACGCGACCGAAGCGGGGUAAGUACCGCAACUAUGACAGAGACAGCCUGGUGGAGGCAGUCAAGGCCGUACAGCGCGGCGAGAUGUCUGUGCAUCGUGCCGGCAGCUAUUACGGUGUGCCACACUCAACGCUGGAGUACAAGGUGAAGGAGAGGCAUUUGAUGCGGCCACGCAAACGUGAGCCGAAGCCGCAGCCGGAUCUCGUGGGACUGACAGGCGCAGCAAAUAAAGUGAAUUUGACGGCACUGAAUCAUCUGGAUAAGCUGAAGUCCGGCAACAGCAGCAGCAACGCCAACAACAGCUCCGGCUCCAAGCUGAGCAACGCGCUGAAGAACAACAGCAGUGCGGCAGCUGGGACAGCGGCAGCACCCAAUGGCAUGAAGCUGCCCAUUUUUGAUGCCGCACCGCAGUUGUCCUUCCAGCCGAGCAUGUUCUGGGCACAGCCAAAUGCUGGCGCCAACUAUGCACUGGACUUCAAUCGCAGUCCUGAGUUUCUUAACUCGCACCUGGCCGAGGUGAUGCGCAGCAGCCCGCUGGGCGUGGUCGCCAAUCAUCAUGGCCAUGGCGGCGUGCACAUGACCAGCGCCGUGGACUUUGCCGAGAACAUGUACGACGGCAUCAUACGGAACUCCCUCAAGAAGGAUGGCGAUGUUAUUGCUGGCAGCGGCACCAGCGGCAAUGGCAAUGGCAAUGCGCUGCUGGAUCAGCUGCUGGUGAAGAAGACGCCACUGCCAUUUACCAAUAAUCGUAGCAAUGACUACAUCAGCGCCGCCUGUUCCAGUUCCGAGAGCGUCAAACGUCCGGGUAGCCCGCUGAGCGCCUAUUCGGAUAUUAAGCGCGAACGCCUCAGUCCCAUGCGCAGCGCCGAAAGUGCCAGCAGUGAUGAGGAUCAUGAGCAUUCCAGCAACAACAACAACAACAACAAUAGCAACAAUAACAACAACAGCGACCUGGCGCACAACAAGAACAACAACGGCAGCAGCAGGAACAACAACAAGAACAACAACAACGGGAAUGGACGCAGCCGCAUGACAUCGCGCGACUCGGAAACGGACGCCAGCAGCUUGAAGAGCGAGCAAUCGCACAGCUCGGCUCAGCUCGCCGGUGCUGGCAACAAAAUUAUGGAUCUCAAUGGCAGCACAGGUGUCAAAUACGAGCUGGAGCCAACAGCAGCGCAAAUCUCACCCAGCAAUUCGAUAUUGCACGAGAAGCUGGCGCAGAUCAAGGCCGAACAGGCCGAUUGCAACGCACCCGAGGAGCAGUUAUAGAGCAGGUGGCAUUCAGGCGACUGUCCGCAGCAGCAGCAGCAGCCACAGGUGGCACCAACAUUUGUGUGGCCUCCGCUGGCCACACACUACUAUAGUUUCUAGUUGGGCAGUGGUUAGUUGAGCACCCGGUCACGUGUAGUUGUAUUGUACAGGCAAUCGAAGAUUGAGUAUGUGUCUAUAAAUCAUAUAAGAAAAAGCAAACCAAAUUUUUAAGUAUAUAUACGCUAUAUAUGUAUAUACAUAUAUAUAUAUAUAUAUAUAUGCAUAACAAAGCAAAGAGCCCGAUUUGAUAAGUGGGAAGCGGCGGGGCAUAUAGAGCAGCGUCCUGGCUCUGAUUGUUAGUAGUUAAUAAACACAAUACAAGACAUACAUUAUAGCAUACAAACAUAAUUAAAUAUGUAUUUACACAUAUGAAGUACACAAGAACAGUAACAAACAAUAACAACACCAACAACAACAACAAGCAAACAAACAUGCAUAAAUACACACAGUAUUUAUGUAUAUUAAUUGUUUAGUUUUUGACAAUCGACAAAUAGGCAUUCUCUUGUACAAACUUUCUAAAAACAAAACAAAACAAAAACCUAAAAACAAAUAAACAACAACAACACCAAGUAAAUAAACAGCAAAAUAAUAUUAUAAGACCAAAACUGAACUUAAAACAAAAGAAAACAUUUUUUAUUUGCAUUCUCUAUUCUGUUAAGUACCGAAAAACUAAGAUAAAACAAAAGACCCCCAUACAUAUAUAUAUUUUUUUAAUUAAAAAUUACAAAAAACAAACCAACAGCCCACAAUGCAAUAAAAAAAAUAUCAACAGCAAAGCAGUUACAAGCAAAGAACAGCCCAUCUAUGCAGCGCCUGCUUGCGAAUUGUUACCAAAAUUCAUGGAAAAUGAAACAUUCCAAACUUUCUACGUUUUAAUCUUUUGAAAACUUGACUUAAGCACUUCAAUUGUGAUUCUCACUUGACUUUCGCAAACGCAAUGCAGACGCCAGUUGCAUAGCUACUGACAAACCCGACUACAAUAACCACAGCAAAGACCAUAACUAAUGAAUACCAACAACAACAACAACAACAACAUCUACAAUAUCCGAUCAAUAACAACAGCAAACUUAAUAGCCAACAAGCAAUAAUAACAAUAACCAUAACAAUACAACACUACAAAAAACACAACAAGAACAAGAAAUAGCAAAACAAAAUUCAAAAACUACAACCAAAUUAUACUUAAAUUCAUUUCAAUUCAACAAAAUGACAUAUUAAUUUCCAUUAAUUAAAGUCGAAAAUAAAUGAAUACUUACAACCCUGAAACCUUAAUGAAAAUGAAGCAUACAAAAAAACGGAAAUCAAUAAACAAAGCUGCCUUCACAUUUACAAAUUAAAUAAAUUGAUAAGAGGAACGAGAAACGUUAGAUAAAAGCACACAAAAUGAUAAUAAAACAAAAAAUCAAAAACCAAAUUGAAAUAUACGCAAACGCAAAAUUCACAACAACUAAAUCCACCACCAAAAACCAACAAAAAGACACAACCCAAAUCGACCCCAUCAAAUUCACAAAAAAAAAAAAUUCGAUAUAAUUUAAAAAAAUCAAAAUUAAAGUUUUACAUAUUACACAAGACACCAAGAGAAAGAAAAUUACAUACAAAAUAUAUAGAGCAACAAAAAAAUAUUAUUAUUAAAUAUAUGCAACUUGUAUAUGAAAGACAAAUUUUGAUGUUUCGGUGUUUAAAUAAAUAAAAUUUAACUAUGUGUUUAGGCAGUAAAAGAGUAUAAAGAAAAUUCCACAUUGGCUAAGUAAAUAAUUCGGCAAAUAUAAUGGCCCAUAAAAAUAUAUAUAAAAGAAAUGAUAUGAAAACAAGUCUUGAUAUAAGCAUUAAAUAACUCGAUAUCUAUAUAUAUAUAUAAAUAUAUAUAUAUAUUUAUGUAUGUGUGUGUCUUCAUCACUACGCGUAUACCUCAAACAAAACACAUGAUCAUUUUGAGCAACUAUAUAUAUUUAAAUGUACUUAUACACUCUAUACACAUCUUUACACAAUAUACAAGAAAAGCAACAACAAGAACAACAACAACAAAUGAAACGUCUAACAUAUUUACACCGUAAAAAGUAACAACCUCUCCUACCAGUACACACUUGUAACACCUUUUUUGGCCAACAUUGAGUCACACAUGCCCUUUCGAUGUCUCUUGAUUUAAGAAACUUUUCAAAAUUAUAGAUGGGUUACUAAAUGUAUGCGUAAAUAAAAAAUCAAAAACAAAAAAAAAUCAAAGAGUAAAUAUAUAUAAAUGUACCUAAAAAACAUAUUUUGUGUGCUAGUUAGUAAGUGUCAAAAAGAAUUAAAAAUAUUAAAAAAUAAAUAAAAAUAAAAACAAUUUAAUUAUAACAAAAAAAAUAUAUAUACAACAAACAUAUGUAUUUUUAAAGUCGGUAUGUCAAAGUGUUUAGUAAAUUGUAACGACAAAACAAAAAUAUAUAACAAAAAUUCUAUUCAGUUAAUUUGUGAAAGAAAGUAAAAAGAAUAUAAACAAAAUCAUUUAAAAGCAUUUAAAGCAAAACACAAUAAAUUACUUAUAAUUUAAGCAUGGAAAGUUUAAAGUAUAUUUAUUGGCUAAUCUUUAAAAAUACAUUCAAUGUGCAUAAAUGUUGUGGUUAGUAACAAAUAUCUGUACGAUAAAAUUCAAAAUUUAUAUUCAGGCCUACAUUAAAAACAAAAAAAAAAACAAAAAAAAAAUGGCAUUUGGUGUAUCAAAAGAAAUCAAAAAAAAAAACAAUGUAAAAUUUAGUAAAUUAUUUGCAUGAUGGCGUGCAAAACGUGUGCGUAUCAAACCAACAAAAAAUUGUUUAUUAUACGACAACAACAACAAAAAAUCAAAAAACAAAAAGUAUUUAUUGCUAAUUUAAUUAUAUUUGAAGUAUACAUAAAUAUUUAUUAUACAUACAUAUAUACAUAUAUAUUAGACACACUAUCUGUGAUUAAUAAUCCAAAAUUUUGAAGAAACUUUUUCUGACUAAUGUUGGUUAGGCAUACAAGAAAAACAAACACAAUCUAAACAAAAAUUAAUAAUGAAAACUUAUUAUAAUAAUGAAACAUAUAAAAAAAAGAUAUAAACAAAUUGUAAAAUGAUCGGAUAAAAAUAAUUAACAACAAUAACUACACAGAGCACAAGCAAAACUAUCAUGUUUUUGAAGCGAAAGAGAAUUCUUAACUGCAGCCACAAGUUGCAACAAACAGCAGAGAAAAUAAUAUGGCAAUAGAUUACUUUUUCGAACUCUAAAAUAGCAGGGCAACAACUACGGCACAUUACUACAAAACAGACGACAUUUCAGAACGCAUAUAGGUGUAAAUAUAUUUUGGAACAUUUUUUACUCAAAACUACCCAGAAAUGCAGAAAAAAAAACCUGUCUACUAUAAACAAAAUUAUAAUAACAGCUUUGAAAAUAAAACAAUGCAGUGUAAACAUUUUAUAAAACAAAAUUAUACAAAAAAAAACUAAAAAAAAGAAACACACAUUAAAGAAAAAAACAAAAUUCCAAACAAAAAAAUAUGCAAUUGCAAAACAAAUAUUUUGUUUAAGAAAAAAAAUUGCAAAAAAAGUAAAACAAAUUAUAUGUAAAAAGACGAUAAACAAAAAUCAAAUUAAAAAUAAUGAAAAUAAAAAUAAAGUGCAAUUAUACGGUUUAUAUGUAUUAAGAAGCAAACGUUAUAAAUUAUACGAAAUUUAGCUAAUAUUUCGAAGCAUGUUCAGCAUAAUUUCAAGGCCGGUUCGUUGAAACCAACCAAAUAAUUUGAAAAGUUUAUUAACUAUGAAUCUACAAGCAUGCCAGGUCUGGGCGCUUUGUUUUGUGCUUUGUGUCUGAUCCAAACAGAAAACAUUGCACGAACCAAAUGUACUAAAAAAUGCAAACACAUUAAAAAAGAAAUGUUAAAGAAAUACCCAACAAUACACACACACACAGACAAAAUGGCAUUCUUACAAGUAAAUACAAUAGAGAAAAGUGAAAAGCGAAAAGCGAAAACUGAAAACUGCAAGCCGCAUGUGAGGGCGUGAGAUACUGAAAUAUCAACCUAAUGUUAGGUCUUAGAGUCGAGUGUAAUGAGUAACAGCUUGAGAAUGUUGAAUUGUAUAGAAUUUUUGCAUGCCAACCUCUGGCCCCGUGCAGUUUGCCCAAAUACGCCCAAGAAAAGUUGGCAACAAAAAGGUGACAACGCGCAGCCACGGGGGCGGGGGUGGGGCGUGCAGAAACGCUCAGGUACGUGUUUUAUUUUUCGGAGAGAAAAAAGAUUGAUUACCCAUACAUUACUUAUUCUUUGUUUACUACAAAUUAAUAGUUAAUAAUUGUAAAAAAAAAAAACAAAAAACAUUAAAUCGAUAUACUUACUAAUAAUUAUAAAAUUGUUUAAAGACGAGUCUUAGCAUUUUUUAUAUCAUGCUUUAAGAAUUGCUCACCUUUGUGUAUAAAAUAUAAUUUGUUCAACAUGAAUCAAAAUUUGCUGAAUGUAAGUGCAUAUACUUAGUGUCUAUUUUCUCUCUUUAAUUUAUGUAUAUGAAUUAGUGCAUAUUAUUAUUACAAUUAUUCUAAUUAACUGUACGCGCAGUCCACGCAAAAUAGGCAAAUCAAAAUUUUACUUAUUAUUACGUAUAUAAACAUAUAUAUUUAAAUUUUUUUUUUAAAUAUCACAAUGAAACACACAUACUUAUGUAUAUUAUUAGCAGCGUGUAGCAGACUGGCGUGCUGAAACUGUUGUUAGCCUUGAUUUGUGUUUUGUAUAUAUUAGACAACAUUAUAAGCAAUUCUCUUUAAACAAUUUUUAUUAUAAUAUUACGAACGGGCAACACAUUUGACUUAUAGUGCAAUUGUUUCAAACAACUAACAAAUAUAUAUUAAUAACAACUGAUAUAAUUUAACAGAUUUCUUUGCAAUACCAAGAAGUAUGUAUAUGUAAACAGCAACAAUUAUUAUUUAACCAAGAAAACCUUUAAUUGAAAAUCAAAAAUCAUUAUAAGUGCACAUAACUUUUUAUAGACAUUUAAAAUAUGCCUAGGUUCUCCAAUUAUAUGCACGCAACUAAAGUCAAAGUCAGUUUUAAUUUUGCUAAAAACAAUCAUUUGCAGUCAAAAACCAAACAUCACAAAAUUCAAUUGUUAUAUUAUUCUCAAGCAGUUCAACAAACGAGAAACCAUUCAAAAUAAUACAAUGUUUAGUUGUGCCAACAAAACUAAUUCAGAACACGAUCCUUUUACGUUUUACUUGAGCGUUAAGCGAUCUUCAAUAAAAAUGCAAAGAAUACAACCAGACAGCAAGAAACAAUAGCCCAAAUCUGCCCAGAAAAGCCAACCACAACAACACCAUUGGUAACCAACAACAAUAGCCCAAAAUAAUUGAACUAAAAAUUGAAAUAACAAUAUACAAUAUCUAAAUAUUGUAUACCAGUACAUAUAUAACUACUAUGUAUGUAAUCAUAUGAAUGAGACAACAAAACACAAAGCCUGACGUCGAUUGUACUUUUCUUUUUUCUUCAAGCAAUUACCAAACAAUUUAAUUAAACAAUAGUACUACUCUUACUACAAACUAAAAUAGCAACAGUAAUAGAAAUAGCCAUAGCCACAAACAAUUAACAUUAAAACAAACAAGUAAACAAACACACACGACACACAGAAUUAACAAACCCGAAUGAAAAACAAAGAAACAAACUCAAAACAACUAAUUUUCAAUUCAAUUUCAAUUCAUAGCAAUAACCAAUACAAUACCCACAUAAUUAACGAUCAUAGCCAAGCAUACAAUAGACAAGACAAUUAAGACAGCAAGAGAAAAAAGAAGCAGAACAUGAUCGAGGAGAGCGCAGAGCAGUUUUCACAUGGCGUAUGCGCAACAUUUUGCAUUGCGUAUACGCAGCAUUGCACAAGAAUAUGCAAGGCAUUCGCAAAAACGCUCGAAACGUUUGUCAUAAGAAAAUGAAACAAUUUUUAUUUCAAUUAUCCACUCAACCAUCACUCUUUAUAGAUACAGAUACAGUAAACAGAUAAAAACAAAAAAACAAAAAAAAACAAUAGCCCUAGUAAAAAAUAUUAAUCAUAUUAACCAAUAAAAAUAAAACCAA
Messenger RNA from Drosophila montana, 10900 nucleotides. It is a transcript of the gene Eip93F, whose product is annotated as Ecdysone-induced protein 93F. Gene Ontology annotation, biological process: regulation of transcription by RNA polymerase II. The record is from RefSeq and is a predicted model, not a curated record. Bases 1139 to 4810 code for a protein of 1223 amino acids. Gene Ontology annotation, cellular component: nucleus. Lineage: Eukaryota; Metazoa; Arthropoda; Insecta; Diptera; Drosophilidae. The transcript has 6 exons. Gene Ontology annotation, molecular function: DNA binding.